Molecule: messenger RNA, 2412 nt
Organism: Pseudomassariella vexata
Lineage: Eukaryota; Fungi; Ascomycota; Sordariomycetes; Amphisphaeriales; Pseudomassariaceae
Product: Gpi1-domain-containing protein
Exons: 6
Coding region: 1-2412 (803 amino acids)
Biological process (GO): GPI anchor biosynthetic process
Cellular component (GO): endoplasmic reticulum; membrane
Source: RefSeq, a predicted model, not a curated record
AUGCACCCCUUCUCGAUUGUCACCCUCGCUAUAUUUGUAGCUGGCUACGGUACUGCUCGAUGGGACCUUGUUACUCGCCUCUACGAGCUUGCUGUUUUUGCGUGGGAUAAGGGAGUCAUUCUGCGCGGUGUCCAGGGAGUCAGCCUACUAACACUGCUCUUCCUCGUCAUCUUCCUGCCUGUGCAACGCUUGGCUCAGUCUGAGUCCAGUUUGGCUCCUUCUAGGCCGAGUCAGCGUUCUGACAUGCCAGAGCAUGCUGGGCUGAUGCGAGUAUUCUGGCCGACGGACAUCGCGAGAUCUGAUCUACCCGGUGUCAUUGUCGGUUGGAGAAAUUCAGAUCUCGACGUGGUCGUAGUCGCAAUCCUGCAUCAUGUCGAUCCCAGAAGUGUCGAAAAUGCCUUGAAGACGGGCGUUCUAUUGAGAGGCGCGCCGCACUCCGUGCCACGCAUAUUCGAACUCUGCGGUCAAUCGUCUAUGCACGUACUUGGCGUUACGAACGCCGCGCCCGAUGCCACGGUCGAACCAGAACCCUCCUGGGUUCGAGCUACCACAGCACCCGCACUGCGAGCCCCCCGGAUCGCCUGCUCAAAGGCGUCGAGUGUCCAGACUAUCCUUUUCGACAGGCCCAUCCCACACCGCAUGCAAUACAUAUCGCUCGACCCGAUUGCGCUCGCGCUUGCCAAUAAGGAGGACUCGUCUUUAAUGUCCAUAUCUGACAGCUCCGAGGCGGAUGAUGAGAAACAGGAGCGAGAAGCAAAGCAAAAGAGACGCCAGCUGGUGGCAAAGCUGCGGCAGCACGGCGUUGUCAAGCCUGCGCCGUCUAUGAAAGACAAGGCUUUGGCGCGAAUCGUCAAUCAGAUCAAUUGGGCGUGGGAGCUGGAGCAUCUGCUCCAGAAGAACGUUUCCCUCAUUGGUACACGGCCCAAACGGACCUUGAGUGUGUCCGAACGCGUGGUUGAGCAUGCAACGACUAUGCGAGAUUAUGUCAUGCAUUGGGUCUGGGAUAUGAUUAUUCUCUAUCUCUUUCCCGUUAUUAGGAGGGCAUUCAUACUCGCUCUCGUUGGACAUCGAGUCGCAGCCGAGCUUUUGCUCAUGGUUCUCGAAUGGAGACUCCGACCCAGUUCUCCAGCUCUUAAGGAUGUAUCUGCUACAGCCCAGCAGGUGGAAAUACGACUCCAACAGUUUUGUUACUGGCCCAUGCAGUAUGUCAAACUCCGCUUACGUAAGAACGAUUGGGAGAGCGUCACGACGAGCCAUCCCGACUAUAUUCGCUUCUACAAUAGCUUAUGGCUUGUAGCGAACGACGUCAUAAUCGGUAUAGCUCUGGGCUCCUACAUCAUCGACAAUGCGGGUUGGGUAGCUGAGCAGAUCAGCUUGUUACUGAGGCAAUACACUGUUGAGGCCCUCCACAGCAGCAUCGAGUGGCUCAUGGGCUGGCCCGCCGGCUUGAAGCUCAACAAGGAGCUCGCCCUCUUCCUUGGUGACCUCUUUCUGUGGGUCAUCGAGUACUGGGCUAGUUGUAUCAGUACUUUGCAUCCACUGUUGCCUCACAUUAUAUGGUUCAUCGGGUUUUCCAGCUUCGCAGGUGCCAGCAUGCCCAUCGCACUGUUGUCCGACCUCCUGUCAAUCCUCACCCUGCACAUCUACUCGUUCUACCUUGCCUCGGCUCGAAUUUUCCACUGGCAGCUGACCAUACUACUGUCACUCUUCCAGCUCUUUCGAGGCAAGAAGUACAAUGUUCUACGCAACCGUGUUGACUCUUGCGACUACGACUUGGACCAGCUGCUCGUCGGUACCAUCCUUUUCACACUUCUCUUCUUCCUGCUGCCUACCGUUGUUGUAUUCUACCUCAACUUCGCAAUUGCACGCAUGUCCAUCAUAUCCCUUAAAGCGGUAUUCGAUACUUUGCUUUCUUGUCUAAAUCAUUUUCCACUGUUCGCCUUGAUGCUUAGGGUAAAGGACCCCCGGCGUCUUCCUGGCGGCAUUCGUUUUGAACUUCGUGAUACCCAAGAUAGACUGGCGCUUGAUUAUCCUUCUUCCCUGCCCUCUCCGGCUCAACCGCCGACAUCUGUCAUUUACCUAAAGCCCAUCCCUUUGACCUUCACAGCCAUGUUUCAUCAAUAUUUCCAGAUGGGCAACCGCAUCCGCAAACACUAUCUCAGCCCCCGAGUGCUCUUCUGCCUCAUGACGGGUCGAUUCGUGCCACCAAUUCAUCGGAAGAAUCUGUACUCGCUACAAUACAGCAUGCUACCAGCCACACGGUCGGGCAUCUUCGAGAUGUGGGAAGCGCUCAAUUCCCUGCCGGUGAAAAAGCGGCCGGUAUAUGUGUACCCGUACUCAUUCCAUAAUUUGAACUUGCCGAAUGGAAACAGCAGGCGGGCCAAUGGGCGGAGGGGCGGCGGGGUUUACUGA